Capsella rubella is the source of this 817-nucleotide messenger RNA. RefSeq lists its product as uncharacterized. Bases 100 to 615 code for a protein of 171 amino acids. The transcript is spliced from 3 exons. The record is from RefSeq and is a predicted model, not a curated record. Lineage: Eukaryota; Viridiplantae; Streptophyta; Magnoliopsida; Brassicales; Brassicaceae.
AAAUAUUUAUAUACACGUCUUUUUUUUUCCUUUUUCAUUUCUAGGUCUGUAGUUCCAUAGUUAUUCAACCAAAUAUCUCUCUCGCAGUCUCAAACUUCAAUGGCUCACCAGGAAGAAGGAUGGCCAUUGGGUCUGAGACCAGUAAAUGCAAGAAUCGGAGGACUCAGAAUAGGAACUCAUCACCAUAAUCAUCAUCAUCAUCAUCAUGAGCAAGUCUCUGCUGGUUCCAUCUCCUUCAGCUCUCUUCUCUCUCCUUCUCCAUCCUCUCACUCUUCUUCCGAUCUUGAUUCCCAGUCGAUGGGAUCAUUUUUCCGCGAUAGGAGCUACACUCUAGGAAAUCUAAUAGGGAUAUCAAGCUUUCUUGAACUUUCAAGAAGAUCAAACAGAACAAGGAUUGAUCAAACGGCUGCUAGAAACCAUCAACACCAGAAGAGCCUAAGAACUAAUUACAAGCCAUGGAUUUUCUCUAUAUGUUCAAAGCUAAGCACGAAUGCCACUGUCAUUUCCCAUAACAGGAUUACAAACGAAGACAAUAAUGGUGGUCGUAACAAUGUUCAGUCUCUCGGACAUUUCCUCAUGGUGGAGAGACGAGCCGUCGGAUCAACCACACGAUGAUGAGUUGUGUAAUGUGAUGGACUGAUGGUCGUCUAACGCAACACAUUCCGAUUCUACUUUGUAUUUGUGUUUUUUUUUUUUUUGUCUUAUUUGGGAGUUUGGAAUCAUUCUCCCUUGCAUGAGUUGAAUCAAUCAGUAUGCAUGUGAUAUGAAUUCUUGAGUAGGGAAGUUGAUAUUAAAAAUGAAUAACAUUUUCUAUGUC